Hydractinia symbiolongicarpus is the source of this 675-nucleotide messenger RNA. RefSeq lists its product as uncharacterized. Lineage: Eukaryota; Metazoa; Cnidaria; Hydrozoa; Anthoathecata; Hydractiniidae. The record is from RefSeq and is a predicted model, not a curated record. Bases 1 to 675 code for a protein of 224 amino acids. The transcript is spliced from 3 exons.
AUGACCUAUGAAUCGUUUAAAGAGAUUCUUGCUUUCAUCGAACCAUACAUAACACUAAAAGAAUCAGGUGUAAUGGGAGCUCAUCAAACAAUCUCAGCGGCUCAAAGAUUAGUGCUCACCAUUCGGUUCCUUGCGACAGGAGAAACUUAUAAGUCUUUAAGUUUCCAAUUCAGAGUAUCUGAAAGAGCAUUAUCUUAUAUUGUUGAUGAGGUUACUAAAACGAUCACAGAGUACAUUGGAAAAGAGUAUAUGAAGAUACCUUCAAGUUUAGAUGAUUGGAACAAGAUAUCUGAGAAGUUUGCAUCAAGGUGGAACUUGCCCAAUUGCAUAGGCGCUAUUGAUGGAAAGCAUAUCCUAGUAAGACCUCCGCAUUCAUUCGAAUCAAUUAAGAUCAUUCGAUUUAGAAAAUUCGAAUUAAAACAUUCGAAAGCUAAUAUGUUGGUCGAAAUGUUGGCCAAACUAAAUGUUGGCCAACUUUUUUUGAGAUUUUUUUUCUUCUUGAGCAUGUUGGCGCCUAACGCAAACCGGCCAACAUUGUUGGCCAACAUGUUGAGUGGCUCUCCAAGUUCAUCUGAAUCAAAUAACAUAUUAAAUUUACAAUCUAAAAAGUAUUGGAUUACAUCUACUAGAGAUGUCACUACAAAGUUGAAAAAACGUUUAUUUUUUAGACAUUAA